Brenthis ino (lesser marbled fritillary) is the source of this 651-nucleotide messenger RNA. The record is from the annotation of a GenBank genome assembly. NCBI's taxonomy places the organism in Eukaryota, Metazoa, Arthropoda, Insecta, Lepidoptera, Nymphalidae.
AUGGGUGCUUUGUAUGUGCAAUCAAGACCAAGACAAAAGAAUAGAUCACCAUUCUUUUAUUCAUGGACAAUAUCAUCUGGAAUUUGUAUGUUUCUAGUUUUCGAACUUGGUGUACUAAGACUAUUGGAAAUAACACAACUUGAAAACUUUAUCUUUCUACUUCUAUUGGCAUGCACAUGUUAUUUCUUUUACAAAAUGAAAGCUAUAGCAGAUUUCGAACUUGCAACUGGGACUUCCAAAGGAAAAGAAUAUAGCCCUGUAUUGACAUCAGAUUCCUAUUAUUGCCAAGUUUGUCAAAUAGAGGUUAAUGAACGAUUCUUUCACUCAAUAUGGUGGGACUGCUGUGUGCUCAGACCAAAUUACAUGUAUUUCCUUGCUGGUCAAAUAUUUGCGUUUGCAACACUUUUGUAUGGAACUAAUUUGGGUUUAACUACAGUAUGUCAGCCAUAUAUAUUUUACAGUACUAUAUUAAUGCCAGAGGACUGCAAUGAUGUAUAUUUUGAAUUUAAUUUGGCAUUAUGUUUUGUAUCCUGUGUUUAUGGACUUGGAUAUGUUUUGGUUAUUGCGCUAGUAUUAUUAAGGCAAUUGUUGAUAUACAUUCCAAAGUAUAGUGAACCACAAUGGCGUAAAAUAAUAAACGUACUAACAGUA